This is a messenger RNA of Iphiclides podalirius (scarce swallowtail), 1770 nucleotides long. The record is from the annotation of a GenBank genome assembly. NCBI's taxonomy places the organism in Eukaryota, Metazoa, Arthropoda, Insecta, Lepidoptera, Papilionidae.
AUGCCGGCUGCUCCUAAAAACGUAGCCUAUUCCAAUAGCCGGAACAAAGGCCGAUGCGCGCCGCUCUUCGUGGCGGGCCCAAUUGAUUGCUUAUCAGCCGCGCCGGCGAUGCAUCGGCCAGUCAGUGCCGCGACGGCAUCGGAAAGGGACACGCGCCGCGUCGUCGAAGCCCGCACUCGGUGCGGUGUACGUUUCGACGCCCGGCGGACGGAGGUACAGUCGUCCUGCUGCGAUUGGGGCGUCCGCGAAGUUUAUCUAGCAAGGGCCUGUGCGAUUGGGGGGCGACGCGCCAUGCGCGGUAGGGCGCCGCGGGGUCGGCUUGCCAUAGCGGGCACGGCCGCCCUUCUCGCCGCCGCCGCCCUAGGCGCCGCCCUAGCCUGGACCCAGAUCUUCGACGCGGCACUAAGUGCGCAAAUGACCAUGACGCCGACAUCCCGUUCCUUCCGCGAUUGGGUGGAGCCGACGGUGCCUCUAUACUUCGACGUGUACCUCUUCAACUGGACCAACCCAGAGAUGUUUCCCGCCGAAGUGCCCGACCUGGUGGAAGUGGGGCCCUAUCGCUUUCGAGAGUACCGGCGCCACGUGAACAUAUCCUGGCACCCUAACAACGGCUCCAUUUCAUACCGGACUCAGCGCAGUUGGGUGUUCGACGAGAACAGCAACGGAACCCUGGACGAUAGCAUCACCACGCUGAACAUCAUCGCUGCAUCGGCUGUGUACAGGUCGCGGGACUGGGGCUAUAUCCGACAGAAGGGACUGGCAAUGGGCUUGGCGAUGUUCGGCCAGCACAUGUCGAUAACCAGGCUGGCUGGCGAACUACUCUUCGAGGGUUACGAGGACCCGCUACUGAACCUGGCGAAGAGUCUACCGGCCAGCACCACCGGCGGGGCGCCGCCCGUUGACAGAUUCGGGCUGUUCUACGAGAGAAACAACUCUUUGGAUACGGAUGGCUACAUGGAGGUGUCAACGGGUGCCCUAGGAGGGUCGCUACCUGGUCAGAUCCUGAGGUGGAAUCAUCGGGAUCAUUUACCAUUCUACAGCGGGGAAUGUUCAAAGCUGUCCGGAAGCGCGGGCGAGUACAUGCCGCACAAUCUGACCGAGCAGUCGGGGCUCAUGCUGUUUGUGCCCGACCUAUGCAGGACGGUGCAACUGCAGUACACGGACAGCGGACAGCUGGGCGGCCUCCCCUACUACAAGUACGAGCUAGCCGAGUCCAGCUUCGACAACUCAUCGUCGUCGCCCGGCAACUCGUGUUUCUGUAACGGCGAGUGCGCCUGGGGCGGCGUGAUGAACGUAUCCUCCUGCCGUUUCGGCUCCCCUUCGUUCUUGUCGCUGCCUCACUUCCUGCACGGCGACCCGCGGCUUCGCGAGCUGGUCACAGGCAUGGAGCCGGACCCUGAACGGCACUCCUUCUACUUUGCAGUGGAGCCGAGGUUGGGAGUCCCAUUGGACGUGUCAGCGAGGUUCCAAUUUAACGUUUGGAUAGAACCAACGCCAAAUAUCGAAUUGUACGCUAACGUGCCAAAGAUGCUGUUCCCGAUAUUCUGGGUGGAGCAAAGAGUGCGCAUGGAGGACCAACUUCUGUCGGAGUUGCGCGUUGUUCGCGCAAUACUCGACUGGGGUGGCGCUGUAUGUGCAGGAAUGAGCCUCUUCCUAACCGUCCUCGCCGUAAAAGUUCUCUGCUGCACUAAGAAGGCCAAAUAUUCGAGACCCUGCGAGGUGAUGUGCGAGAAACCGAAAGACGAGGCAGAGAUAAAACUGAACCCGUUG